AUCGUUUAUUCAUCUUAUCCCUGGAAGCAAAUCCUAUAUGUCUAGUGUAUGUAAGCAUGCUAACCGGUAGUUAGCAGCAGGCCUUGCUCAGGGUUUGUUUUCUCCGCCAGCAGGCCUCUCUCAGCCGGCUACUAUAGCUAGCUAACAAGCUAACAGUCUCUCCUGUCGACGGGUUGAUAAAGCAAGCUAACAAGCUAACAGUUAUAACAAGACUUCCAGUUCCACCCUGCUGUAUGUGUGCUGUCUGCUCAGUGUUCCAUAGUCGCAGCCCUGCAUUCCAAAAAAGAAGACGAGUACUUCACCAUGAGCUCAGAAGAUGGUGAGAUGGAGAACCAGGCUGAGCUGGAGGAGAAGACAAGGCUCAUCAACCAGGUGUUGGAGCUUCAACACACUUUAGAGGACCUGUCUUCCAGAGUGGAUGGCGUCAAAGAGGAGAACCUGAAGCUGAAGUCGGAGAACCAGGUUCUGGGUCAGUACAUUGAGAACCUCAUGUCUGCCUCCAGUGUGUUCCAGACCACUGACACCAAGAGCAAACGGAAGUAAGGAGAACCUCUGAGAGGCCAGGGGGAGAACACCCAGCCUGAUGGAUUAUUCAAAGACAUUUGAAGGGCUUUGAAAUAAAGUCACUCAUGGAGACCAUCAAAAUGACUUUACAGGUGCAUCUGUACCACAGGCCACACUGAUAUCCAUCUGUACACAUGGGCCAGGCCAGACUACACAAAGUGAAGCCUCAGUGAAGGAACGUCCUACAGGCUACAUAGAACCCCACUUACACAAGUAACAUUAGCAUGAAGAAGGUCUGUUGCUAACAUGGAUAUGGCUAUCAUAGCAGUAAUGCCAGCUUUGCUUCAUCAUUAGUAGAAUGGCUAAGUGCUAACAGCUAACUAUGCACCCUUAGCCUACAGGGAGCUUUCCUUACUGGGAUAUUAAACAUUCUCCAUUAGGGCUGGACCAUAUGGAGAAAUCAAAUCACUAUAUUUCCGAUUUGAAUACCUCAAUAUUGAAGAUACUAUAUAUAUAUAUAUAUCUACCUUUAGUGCGUUCACAAAAUAUUUCAACAUGGGAAUUUUGAUAAAUAAUCAUCAGUAAUUCAGAUAUAAUGGGUAAUAGGUUAAAGCUAAUAAUAGAACAAAAAUACACCAAAAAGACAAUUGUUAAGUAUAACUAUAUCAGAAAUGUAUGUUACAAUCUAGUAAAUAAUAAAAAGAUAUUGAUACUA
Messenger RNA from Gymnodraco acuticeps, 1219 nucleotides. RefSeq names its product short coiled-coil protein B-like. The record is from RefSeq and is a predicted model, not a curated record. Bases 304 to 543 code for a protein of 79 amino acids. NCBI's taxonomy places the organism in Eukaryota, Metazoa, Chordata, Actinopteri, Perciformes, Bathydraconidae. The transcript has 4 exons. Gene Ontology annotation, cellular component: trans-Golgi network.